UCUCUACAGUAUGUCGGCAGGGGAUGUGCGUGUCUGAAUAUACUCGUACGUCGUGUGAAAAAGUUUCUAUUACUGAAAGGAGAAAGAGAGAUAUCCAUUGCGGGUCAAGUUGAAAAGAUUUAUUGGAUUUUGUCAAUUGCAAUGGAUAAGACAGGCUCGACAUCGACACUGGCUCCAAAAACCAGUCGCAGAAACUUUUUCCAAUGGGCCGUUAAAUGGUUCUACGCUAAUGUGCCUGAAGACACUACGAGAAAAUUCGACAUUCCAAGUAUAAUUUGCUUGUUACAAGCAGCCGGUUUCAAACUUCGAGAGUUUGACAAACGUAAUCAAGUAAUCGUCACGAACGAUGAACUAAAAAGUAAUAACAUCCGAAUAACAGUGGAAUGUGGCACAUCCAAAAUGACUGCUGUUCUCGAGAUGGACGAUGUCAAGUGCGAAUGCCGAGAUAAUAAUGAAGCCAAUGAAGGGUCAUUGUGGAGUAUUACAGGAACUGGACCCAUGAGUAGCAUGGACAACAUAAACAAAUUUGAAGAAACGGGAAGCAGUCUUUUGCCGGAUAUGUCGAAGGAAACUACAACUGUAGUACGUGACGUUGUUCACAGGCUCAUAAAGAUCAUCAACAACUGUGAUGAUGAUCAAUCUCUAGAUUUGAACGCGAACUCACCCAUUAAAGGGGUGAACACUACGAUUACUAAAAACUCUGAGGUCAGAGAAGGGCUUAUACGGAGUUACACCGAUCUUUGUGAUCAGAAACCUCGUACCUUGGUAAAACUGAAUUCAAACCUUGCAAAUGCAAAAUGCAUAUCGUCUUCGAAAAGUAUCAAAGGUUUCGGAGUCUUGGAGAAGCCAAAAUUGAAGCGGCAAGGAACUUACGAUUUGGAGGACGAGAGCAUGGAAGAGCCACGACCAUCACCACCAAAGCUCGCAAGUUCACCUGUUCUAAAUCAACUGUGCACCUCACUUGGUCAAAUAUCCCUGCAAAGCGAAGAGGAGAAUCUAGGUUUGGCCGACUAUGUGGUGAAGGCCCAUCAAAUUCUCGACAAGGCCGUGAACGUAAUCAUCAAGAAGCUACCCAAUCAGUCGAUGUCUCAAGAUGACGGAAAUUUCGUCAAACCAGCACCACCAUCGGCAAUGAACAGUAGUUUUUGUGCUAGUAGUCCUCGUGUUCGUGCCAGCAGUAUGGUCAGUCGAACUGUUAGCAAUGCCAGUUCUCGAUCGUCUUCUUCGACUUCGAGUAGUUGUCGGAUUACUCCCGUAGAUACUACACUCAAUAGAUCGACAAUGAGUCAGAAAAACACGGUAACGUCGAAACUUAGUACUUUGCCGGCAAUGCGCGAUCGGAGCAGUUCCAUGAGUGCGACCCAACGCCCGGUACCAGGACUCAAGACUCUGACCACACAGCGCAGGAGCGCUAAUUUUACCUCAACAUUGACUGCAGCACCUCGUCCAGCAUCGGCCAAUUCAAAAGUACCCUCGAGCAAGACAACACAAACUCGUAGUCUGGUUGUUGAACGUUCUGUAUUGCUGACAAAACGACGAUCACCGGAUGUCAAGAGCCAAAGUUCAUCUCCUGCGCUGUCAUUGCAAACACGAGGCAAUACAUCUCUUAUCAAAGCUCCAAGCACAAUGGUUCGACCUAAUGUUUCGGCUAAAUUCGGUUAUACCACCUCUAAAAAGUAAUGUACACGUAUGUGUGUUUUGACCGAUCAUGUUUUUGUAAAAAUCAGUUAAAAAGAUCGUUUAAACUAUUUUAUAACUUCAAGCUGAGUUUUAUGUGUGAUUUGAAUGUUCAUAUCAAGUCAGCAACAGGUUACAAAUAAAUUUUUAUAUUUAACAUCCUAACAAGAAGUGAAUUACAUGACGAGUUUUUCGAUACCGCAAUCAUAAUUCGUUUUAAUCUACAGUCAGUUCACUCAUCGAGAGGCAUUGUUAUUCUCGUUCGUUUUUUAAGUUAUCUUUGUAAAAAUAUAUUUUUACCUCGCAUAUAUUUCAAUGUUAACAAAAAGUCAAUAAAAUCUGUCAAUUUGAAGUUGUUUCU
This is a messenger RNA of Phymastichus coffea, 2038 nucleotides long. RefSeq lists its product as uncharacterized. The transcript is spliced from 6 exons. The coding region runs from base 142 to 1680 and encodes 512 amino acids. The record is from RefSeq and is a predicted model, not a curated record. Lineage: Eukaryota; Metazoa; Arthropoda; Insecta; Hymenoptera; Eulophidae.